Colletotrichum gloeosporioides is the source of this 1752-nucleotide messenger RNA. RefSeq names its product Vegetative incompatibility protein HET-E-1. The transcript has a single exon. The record is from RefSeq and is a predicted model, not a curated record. NCBI's taxonomy places the organism in Eukaryota, Fungi, Ascomycota, Sordariomycetes, Glomerellales, Glomerellaceae. Bases 1 to 1752 code for a protein of 583 amino acids.
AUGAGGCUUCUUCAUACUACGACGCUCGAUCUCAAUGAGUUCAUUGGCGACGUCCCUCCAUACGCCAUCCUCUCUCACACCUGGGAAAAUGACGAAGUGAGCCUCCAGGACUUGUCAACCACUGCUGGGCGGUCCAAAAAAGGGUUCAAGAAGAUCGAAGCAUGCUGUGCACAGGCACGUCGCGACGGUUAUGACUGGGCUUGGCUAGACACGUGCUGCAUCGACAAGACAUCGAGCGCCGAGCUCUCCGAGGCCAUCAACUCCAUGUUUCGAUGGUAUCGGCAGGCCAGAAUUUGCUACGUCUACCUGAGCGAUUUACCAUCUCAAUAUCCGGGGGAUGUCGAUCGCCGACAAUUUCACAAUGUCAAAUGGUUUACCCGAGGAUGGACUCUUCAAGAGCUUAUAGCUCCCCGGGCCAUUGAAUUUUACGACCAGAACUGGGAAGAAGUCGGCACCAAGGUGUCUCUGCUCGACUUGCUACACGACAAGACGGGUAUUCGGCGCGACAUAUUAGACGGAACAACCACCCAUACCGUUAUUCCCACCGGAGAACGUAUGUCUUGGGCUUCAAAUAGGAAAACCACCAGGCAGGAGGACCUUGCUUACUGUCUCCUGGGCAUCUUCGGCAUACAUAUGCCUCUGCUCUACGGAGAGGGCUCGCAGGCGUUCAUCCGCCUUCAACAGGAAAUUCUCCGCACAUCAGAGGACCUAAGCAUUCUGCUGUGGACAGGCCUUUCGCGACAGACGACCACAUGCGGCGUUUUGGCGACGGCACCCAGUGCUUUCAAGGAUAUCAAGAUGGUCGAUCUCCAGGGCCACAGAGUUGGCUUCCUAGUGACUUGGAGGUGGAAAUAUGUGAUCACGUUACAGCCCUGGUCGGCGGACACCAGUUGGGGCCCCGAUAUGCUCCUAAAUACGCCCCCCACCAUCACUAGCCGCGGUUUACAUGUCCAACUGCCGACAACCCUGGUCAACGGAGGACGUAGGUGCUUAUUGUGGCCAAAGUGCAUGAUUGUAGAAAGGCUCGAUGGUGCCCGAGGAUCGCUGAAUGGAUUUCUCUGCAUUGAGCUGCAGAAUCUCCACCCCAACACUAAUUUGUCCGUGUCCAGGCUGAGCUCGCCCUACAUCUACUACAUCCCACGGGCCGAAAUUCGCUUUGACGACCCGCUUCCGAUGUACCUGAAGAUAUCGCACCAACAAGUCGAGGAGGAUUUCAGGGGACUGGACAUGUUCACCGUCUCACUGGAAGACAACGAGCCGCUACGGAUCGGUAUUUGCAGGUCAACGAUCCCGCCCGGCACGUUCCCAGGACUGGAACCAGAGGAUGACGGCAUCGACUUUUUCAGAAUCCCCGAGUCGCAUGCGCACCAAGUCGUUCUUCAAUGUUCGGUGACGCAUUGUGAGUCCCCUCAUCUUUACAGCAGCAAGGUCACCGUUGCCGUCAAGGAAGUUGCGGGGGAAGACCGCCUGGGCUGCUUCAUCAACACAAACGACGACGCUCAAGCCUCGAUUUGGGAGAUGAUUAGCUCGCAUUCUACAGGACUCGACGACGCUAUUUCUCAGAAUGGCCCUCAGACCGACGAUGAGGCUCGGAGAUGGUCGUCGGUUUCCCACUUGGUCGGCGCGGGUCCGUGGUCGGACCGGUGCGCAAAGAAACUCCCAGGCGACCAGUAUGUACUGAUGGCUGCCAUUAAGAUGUCAAGAGGCAUCCCGGUGCUUGUCCUUAGGAUCAAAGCGCUUUCUGGCAGAUGA